Molecule: messenger RNA, 2393 nt
Organism: Truncatella angustata
Lineage: Eukaryota; Fungi; Ascomycota; Sordariomycetes; Amphisphaeriales; Sporocadaceae
Exons: 5
Coding region: 364-2178 (604 amino acids)
Source: RefSeq, a predicted model, not a curated record
GCUAUUUCAUCACUAGAAGCAAGCUCUAUGCAUGACCCGGCUUCACUAAUAAUGUUUGUUCUGUUAGCCUUCAUGGUAAUUUACCCCCGUACAUUUAGACCCCAUCGCCACGUGCAUACACCCAAUAAACCACGAAGCUAUAGCUGCAGGUUGUGCACUGCCUGGUUUUCAGCCCAACCGGGGCCAAUCUGGGCGCUUUUGUGAUUCUGCCAUGCGGAUGUGAUAGUCGAGAAUAUUCACAUCUUUCCCUUCAACUCGGAAUAACCAACUCGGGAUGCCGAGCUCAAUCAACAACCUACUCUUGGUUCGCGACUUAUUCUGGUCAGGAUCUGCCAAACAAAAUAGUCCAACUCAUUGUGCGCAAUGUCCAGUUUUACGUACGGCUCGUUCGGGGACAUCAUAACCACGGCGCAGCUAGCUUGGCAAUUGGCGCAGGCGCUUAGCGAUAGCCAUGGCUCCUCACGAAGGUUGAAAGACCUGGUAAAUGAGCUGACCCAACUUUACAGCGCAAUUCGAAAGUUGACCGACUUCUGGCAAUCAAGAGCACAAAGCCUUGAGCUAGAGGAUCUUGCUGACAUCGCCAAGCCCGCCGUUACCGAAUGCCGCGAUGCGAUCGAAACAUUCCUUCAAAACCAAAUCAAGAGGUAUGGAAAGAGCUUGUUGCAGGCACAUGGGACUCGGAAGUCCUUCAUCGAUAAACUAAAACGCAUCAAAUGGCAUACCUUCGAAACACAACGAGUCGAAGAGUUGCGUGAGAAACUGAGGCGCAACAAAGAGACUCUAGAUAUAGUGCACAACCUGGCUCAAAGUUUGCGCCCGUUUCUCUCCAAUGGUUGCAAAUUGUUGUUUAGUGUGCUGAUACAAGCCGUAAAUAGUGCUAGAGAAGAACAGAAUGCUGCUCUUGUGCAAAAAAGGUUGGCAGACCUUGCAACCGCGAAUACAAAAUCACGCAUGCUUGUGCAUGAGCAACUUAAUGAGGUCAUGGGAGCCUUAAGAGACCAUACGAGAAAUGUAGUGCAGAUCGACCAAAAGCUUGACAUUACUCUGUCCGAAUUCCGAGCAGCAAACACGCAGGUGUCGAGCUUAGUACCAAGAAUUUAUAGUACCCUCAGCCUAUACAAUCAAGAUACGGCUUUCAUUGAGGAUUCACUGGGGUAUAGAAUCCCGAUUUACCUUGCCACCAAUCCAUCCUGGACGACUAUACGCUCAAUCAUGCAAGAUCAAUUCAGGCAUCGGCCGGGAACCAAUUUAGUAUCGGGCAACAAAUAUGUUUUGCAGGACGCCAGUACUGGCCGAGAUUUGCAGCCAGAUGUCGAGUUCCACAAAAUGGUACGUGCUGGUCAAACGCUGUCUAUGACUAUGAUCUUUCCCGGAAAUUGGAGUCAAUCAGGCAAUUUGGAGGGAAACCUGGAAAACGACAGAGACAACGUUUGUCCUAAAUGCCUUCAUCCACAGGCCGUGAAUAACACUGACAUGGACAUAACUUGUGGAAACGCCCAAUGUGGAUUUAUCUAUCGAAGGAUUCAGGAUUUCUCUAACACGAGUGAUGAUCAAUUAGAUGUUUGGUUGAAACAGAAUGAUACUCACGCAAUCCAAGACGAGGAACCCCUUCCUCUUGUCACAGACUCCCUUUCAGAGGAUGCUCAGAAUAUCGUUGCUGAGCGCUAUGAUCUAAACGGACCCGAGGUAUUCAAACGCGUUAGGUUCAUAACUCGCUGGGAAGAUCUCGAGGAGUCGCGCAAAGGGUUUUCUUGUACCGUUGGCGGCAUUGGAUUCUGGAGAGCCUCUCACGAGGGCUGGUGUGGGAUGGCAUAUCUCCAGGUCCUUGUUCUCGUGAUGGUGCAAAUAAGAGAGAUGAAGUUGAUAGCGUCCCGCGAGAACACGCUGCAUACGAAGAUGAAGAUGUGCUUGUACUUUGCGGGCUGUGACAAGCGCAACUCCAUACCCGUUUUGGUGGUUUUCGCCGAAUCGGCUGUCCAACGGAAACGCGUAAGAAAAGUGCUUGGACGCCUGAGUGCAUUCACAGAUUCACGCCUGCGGCUUCUCGUCGUCGAUCCGGUUGAAUUUCUUGCGGACAAGGCCAGGUGGGAGAGAAUCAAACUGCGUAAAACAACACUAUUAUCACACGAGGCUAAAAGGGUAGUACAAGGGAUUACGAAUCGCCGAAACGCAGGCUAAUACUUUUCUAACAAGAAAACAAAGAUCAAUUUGUUGUUGAGCAUGGGAUAUUUUUAGUGAACUCUUCAAGCAUGGCCCCCUUCAAGCUAUAGCCAUCUUUGAUCAGGGUAUUAUGUUACUGGGUAGCUCCUAACCAGUAGCUUUACCAUCAAACCUGUGUGACGUGGUAGCGGCACUAACCCACGGCUGCAUCCUAAGCCAAACCAUAUUCAUCC